Molecule: messenger RNA, 372 nt
Organism: Dibothriocephalus latus
Lineage: Eukaryota; Metazoa; Platyhelminthes; Cestoda; Diphyllobothriidea; Diphyllobothriidae
Source: the annotation of a GenBank genome assembly
AUGCGCAAUAUGGCGCGUUUGCGACUGAUAAAUCAAGUUGACACCCUGUCACAGAUGUGCCAAACCCAGCGUGUGCAUUCAGGUGCCUUUCUUCCUGAACAACAAAAAGGAUCACGUCCGACCGAAGUUGACGUCACUUCCACUGUUGCAACUGCAGAUACGUCGGUCGACUCUGGCGACCAAUCAUCUAACAUGCUUUUUCUGUCGCCGUAUCUCGUGCUGGACACGUACUGCCUACUGGGCCAUCUUCCCUUCGUGAAACGCAUUCUGCACUCUCAGCGUUUUGUGCUGGUCAUUCCCGCAGCAGGUAGUUCAGAGUUCCAAUCGCGUCAUUUCUUCCUGUCUGUGAAAACCUCUUGCACUUUAUUCUAA